AUGGAAGCCGUUGGUUCGCUUUUUCACAGCCUUGCUGCUGUCGCAAGCGCUUCUGGUACAAUUUUUACGAUUGCAACUUUAUUGGUUCAGCCGGCUCUGGGCUUGUUCAACAAUGUAUCAGUUAUCGCCCCCUGUGAUUCAGUCCUGUACUGUUAUGGGGACAUUCUUACGCAGAUUGAGCUCGCGGCACCCUUUUCGGACUCCAAGACCUUUGUGGAUAUGCCGACCAUCCGACCCUUGGACGAAGUUGUAGCAGCAUAUGAAAAUUUGACCAAGCCGUUGACCAACAAUACUGAGCUUAUCGACUUCCUCAGCACAUACUUUGCUGCGGCUGGUGGCGAGCUCCAGAGCGUGCCGGGAGACCAACUCACCACCAAUGCGACGUUCCUCAAGAAGCUUAACGAUACAGUUAUCCGCGAGUUUGUGGAGAAAGUCAUUGACAUCUGGCCGGACCUGACACGGCAAUACACCGGCGGGGUGGCCGGAUCCAACUGCACUGGCUGCCAGUCCAGCUUCGUGCCCGUCAACCGUACGUUCGUCGUUGCUGGUGGCCGAUUCCGUGAGCCUUACUAUUGGGACUCUUACUGGAUCGUCGAGGGCCUGUUGCGCACCGGUGGCUCCUUUGUCGACAUUUCGCUCCACACGAUUGAGAACUUUCUCGAUUUUGUGGACAAGUUCGGCUUCGUCCCUAACGGUGCCCGCGUAUACUACCUUAACCGUUCACAGCCACCUCUGCUUUCCCAGAUGGUGCGCAUAUACAUUGAGCACACCAAUGACACGUCCAUCCUAAAGCGAGCUCUGCCACUGUUGAUGAAGGAGCACGACUUCUGGUCUAUCAACCGCUCUGUGUCUAUCAUCGCCCCCGACAACCAGACAUAUACUCUGAACCGUUACUCUGUCCUGAAUAAUCAGCCACGGCCCGAAUCGUAUCUAGAGGACUACGUCACGGCCAACAAUAAAUCAUACUAUUCUGGGUCUGGCUCGGUUUACAACGAGACAAGGCCACUCAACGGCUCCGAGCGAGCCGCUCUAUAUUCCCAGCUCGCAAGUGGUGCAGAGUCAGGUUGGGACUAUGGUACUCGUUGGCUGGCGCGACCUGAAGAUGCUGCCAGAGACGACUACUUCCCUCUGCGGUCACUCAACGUCAACAAUAUAGUACCUGUCGACCUCAACUCGAUAUUGUACUGGAACGAAGUGACAAUCGCCAACUUCUUAAACGCCACUGGAAAUCAUACAGCAGCUUCUUCGUGGGCCAAGGCUGCUAAGAAGCGCAGUGAUGCGAUGUAUGCCUUGAUGUGGAACUCUACUCUCUGGAGCUAUUUUGACUACAACAUCAGCUCUCACGCCCAAAAUAUCUACGUGCCGGCUGAUGGAGACACCACCGCAGCAGAUAAUUCAACAGCACCGAAUGGGACCCAGGUGCUUUUUGACGUCGCCCAAUUUUAUCCAUUCUGGACAGGUGCUGCCCCAUCACAUCUCAAGGAUGACCCGUUGGCUGUGAAGCUGGCAUACGCCCGUGUCAGCACCCAGCUAGACACUAAAGCGGGCGGUAUUUCAGCGACAAACCUGGAAACGGGCCAGCAAUGGGACCAGCCAAACGUGUGGCCACCGCUGCAAUAUGUUCUGAUGCAAGGCUUGCUAAAUACCCCUGCCAAGUUUGGCACCGACGAUUCGGACUACCAGAGCCUCCAGGAUCUCGCGCUGCGAAUUGGCCAGCGGUAUCUGGACUCGACAUUCUGCACCUGGUAUGCCACCGGUGGCUCGACAUCCCUAACACCACAGCUUCCCGGACUAACGUCAGCGGACAAUGGCACUAUAUUCGAAAAAUACGCUGACAACUCGACCAACGGUGCCGGUGGUGGUGGCGAGUACACUGUGGUGGAGGGAUUUGGCUGGUCAAAUGGCGUUAUACUUUGGACGACCGACACUUUCGGAAGCAAGCUCAUGCGACCCAACUGUGGUAACAUCACGGCAGCCAGUGUCACUCCAGGCAAGCGUAAAAGAAGUGCAGACAGCGGUGGCCCAGCUCAUCGUUCCCGGCCACCCAGCGCGGUUCAGUUAGAUGCAUUUGACGCCACUUGGACAAAGAUGUUCGGCAGGUACGACAGGGAUAGAAAGUAG
Molecule: messenger RNA, 2121 nt
Organism: Grosmannia clavigera kw1407
Lineage: Eukaryota; Fungi; Ascomycota; Sordariomycetes; Ophiostomatales; Ophiostomataceae
Product: trehalase precursor
Exons: 3
Coding region: 1-2121 (706 amino acids)
Biological process (GO): trehalose catabolic process
Molecular function (GO): alpha,alpha-trehalase activity
Source: RefSeq, a predicted model, not a curated record